CCUGGGUUUUAUUUUAUUUUAUUGUGUGAAGUUUCCCGAAGUGCGCUGGAUCAUUCUACACUGCUACCUUUGGAGAUGUUUCCGUGAAAAUGAGCAAGAACUUCCGCACUACGCAGUGAAUAUGGAGUGAAUUCGGUCAUUUGAGACAGAGCGCCGAUGGCGGUCAGGUUUGAGAGCGCGAGCUCACGUUUUCCGCCCAACGUAACUGUUUACAAACAGUUUUACAGGAAGUGAGACAUGCAAAAACAAACAAACCGGAAGUGCAGUGGAUCUUAUGCUGACGGCGACACGCAGCGUUGCGCCUGCAGGGCGACUUUAACAGCUGAACGCUGAGGAGGAGGAUUUACUGCUGACGGGUUUCUAUUUGAAUCAUAAUAAUAUUAAUAUUUAUUUAAAUCAGACUGAUACAGACGCAGAGUUUACACGGAUUGACGACUCGCAGAGUCUUCGCUCCACAUUCAGGUUCACGCCGAAGAACAGAACAAUGACCGACGUCGUCGGUGCAUGAGCUGUCGUGCGAGAUUUUAAAGACGUGGUGUGAAGAAGACGACGUCGGUGCGAGUGAGGGGCGGAGCAGCAGGUCGACGAGUAGAUGAUCAGGUUAAUAAGAUCUCGGAUCUCACCGCGUGACCGGACGGAGGACGGAGAGAUGUCGAGGUGACGCUGAUUCUUUCUCCUGAUAAAGUGUAGUUGAAUGAGUCGAGACUCAGGACGGUCCACACUGCCACGCCCGUCACACAGCAGCUUCCCCUUACUCCCACUGCCUUUCGAACCGCCCCAUUAGCUGCGAGAUCAUGGCGGAACCCUUGUCGGACCCCACCGGCGUCCCGCAUGAAGAGAAACGGACGAGCGAAAACGACAAAGCAAGCAGCAGAAGAGGCGACGACAACGACGGAAUGACGUCGACCGAGACGUCAGACGGCGGCGUGAGCAGCAGGAGCCUUUCCGAGAGAGAGGAUUCGGAGAUCACGUCGUCCGUCAGCAGCGUCGUGGACGAGACGCCGUCUGUGUCCACAGACGAACCUCCGGUGUCUGUGAGGUCGGAGCCGGAGCAAGCGCCAUCAACGAGCAGCGAUGUGACAAGUGAAGAGGCGGGGCAGGCUGUGGUGUCGACGCCCCCUUCUGUACCGCCUUCGGUACCUUCAUCUGCCCCUCCCUCAGUACAAGAGCAUUACUACGUCAAGUGGAUCACGUGGAAAGGGGAGAAGACUCCCAUCAUCACACAGAGCGAAAACGGACCCUGCCCCCUGCUGGCCAUCAUGAACAUCCUUUUCCUCAGGUGGAAGGCGAAGUUGCCCGUCCAGACCGAGGUCAUCACCAUCGAGGCGCUCAUGGCGCACCUCGGCGAGUGUGUGUUGUCCAUUAAGCCCAGAGAGAAGGCCGAGGGCAUGGAGCUCAAUUUUCAGCAGAACAUGAGCGAUGCCAUGGCCGUCCUGCCGAAGUUAUCCACGGGUCUGGACGUAAACGUGCGCUUUACGGGCGUGACGGAUUUCGAGUACACGCCCGAGUGCAUCGUGUUCGAUUUACUGGACGUUCCUCUGUAUCACGGCUGGCUGGUGGACCCACAGAGCCCAGAGACGGCGUCUGCGGUGGGGAAACUGAGCUACAACCAGCUGGUGGAGAAGAUCAUCAUCUACAAACACUCCACAGACAGCAGCCAAGUGAGCGAAGGUCUGAUAGCGGAGCAGUUUUUGGAGUCGACGGCGACCCAGCUGUCGUAUCACGGCCUGUGUGAGCUCAACACCACCGCCAAGGAGGGAGAGCUGUGUGUGUUCUUCAGGAACAACCACUUCAGCACCAUGAUCAAGCACAAGGGUCACCUGUACCUGCUGGUGACUGAUCAGGGCUUCCUGCAGGAGGACACCGUGGUGUGGGAGAGUCUCCAUAACGUGGAAGGAGACGGGAAUUUCUGCGACUCUGAGUUCCGACUGUCCCAUCCGUCCCAGAAGAUCGCGAGCAGGCCGACGGCGCAGCAGCAGCAGAUGCAGAUCGAUCAGGACUACCUGGUGGCCAUGUCUCUACAGCAGAGUCAGGGUGAAGCUCCUGGACCUUUGAGUGAUCUGGAGUUAGCGAGACAGUUACAGCAGGAAGAAUAUCAACAACCUCAACAACCUCCACACACCUCCGGUGAACAGACGAGAGGAGGACAGGUGUCUCAUCACGGAGGACGGAGACGGCAGGGUGAGAAGAAGGACGACUCGGACUGUUCCAUCCUAUAAGUCAGGAAAACACACACACACACACACACUAACGUUUAUAUGCAACAGCACCAGAAGACGCCGAUGCCACGAAUAAGUUUGAAAACGUCCACGUUAUUUUAAAUGUCCACAAGUGUAGAGGAUCAGCCAGUCUGUGUGUGUGUGUGUGUGUGUGUGUGUGUGUGUGUGUGUGUGUGUGUGAGAGAGAGAGAGAGAGAUGUUUGUUUUUUUAGCUUUGCACUGGAGCUACCAUGCUAAUGUAGCUAACGUUCUGGAAGUCUGUCUCACCUCCGUUAAAGGUCCAGUAGCCAAAAUGAAGUGUAUAUGAGCUGUAAGUGUUUCCUGAAACCACCGCAGUGACAAAAAUCUCAUUAUUUUAUAACAGGCGAUUAACCGUUGCCAUAACUGUAUAAUAUCAUGUUUAUGUUUUACGGUGAACUGCAGGAGAGAAAAGCAAAAUAAAAUGCACAGGAUUCUGAUUCAGUUCAUUUACACAUACUUUGAUUCUGAUUUGGUUCAGUUACCCAUAGUAUGAUUCUGAUUUGGUUCAGUUACACACAUACUAUGAUUCAGAUUCAGUUCAGUUACACACACUAUGAUUCUGAUUUGGUUCAGUUACACACAAGGUGAUUCUGAUUCAGUUCAGUUUCCCAUAGUAUGAUUCUGAUUUGGUUCAGUUAACCAUACUAUGAUUCAGAUUCAGUUCCUUUACACACACACAUGAUUCAGAUUUGGUUCAGUUAAAAGGAAUAUGCACCGUGAUUCAGAUUCGAUUCAGUUUGGAUUCAUUUCAGUUACUCACCCCAAGAUUCAGAUUCCUUUCAGAUUCCGUUCUGAUACACACACACACACACACACACACGGAGUGAUUCAGACUGGGUUUGAUUUAACGCUCCAUGAUUUGUGUUCAGUCUGAUCAAAUAAGACGUGUUUUGUCUUAAAGGAGCGAUAUUUUCGUCUGUUUAGAGGAUUUCAGAACGUGAUUAUAAAAUGGCCUGAAUGUUAAUCAGGACACAAGCGAGUGAACACGUGAAACGUCAGUAAAUUAAAUUUCCUCCAGUGUGAUUUAGUAGGAAUAAACGAUGCUAACGAUGCUAUCGAUGCUAAUGAAGGGCUUUCUGUCUCGCUUGGUUGUGAUUCUGAGUCUUACUCAUUUAUUUGCUUUGUAUUUAAUUUGUUAAGAAUAUAUUAUUGCAGUAGAUGAAAUGAAAACACUGUCGGAUCAGCGGCGUCUGUCACUGUGCAAAUAAAAAACUGUCUUAUUAAAGCUUUUAAUCAACAAAA
Messenger RNA from Ictalurus furcatus (blue catfish), 3482 nucleotides. It is a transcript of the gene mindy1, whose product is annotated as MINDY lysine 48 deubiquitinase 1. Gene Ontology annotation, biological process: protein K48-linked deubiquitination. NCBI's taxonomy places the organism in Eukaryota, Metazoa, Chordata, Actinopteri, Siluriformes, Ictaluridae. The record is from RefSeq and is a predicted model, not a curated record. The transcript is spliced from 10 exons. Bases 795 to 2219 code for a protein of 474 amino acids. Gene Ontology annotation, molecular function: cysteine-type carboxypeptidase activity; cysteine-type deubiquitinase activity; K48-linked deubiquitinase activity. Gene Ontology annotation, cellular component: cell periphery; cytosol.